Messenger RNA from Anopheles nili, 5671 nucleotides. Its product is annotated as MPN domain-containing protein CG4751. Lineage: Eukaryota; Metazoa; Arthropoda; Insecta; Diptera; Culicidae. Gene Ontology annotation, molecular function: metallopeptidase activity; polyubiquitin modification-dependent protein binding. Gene Ontology annotation, cellular component: BRISC complex; BRCA1-A complex. Gene Ontology annotation, biological process: double-strand break repair. The coding region runs from base 1 to 4911 and encodes 1636 amino acids. The record is from RefSeq and is a predicted model, not a curated record. The transcript has 6 exons.
AUGUCAACAAAAGUCUGCGAAGAGGAAUUGUCCUCGCAUCUGGACGAGUGUGACAUCCCGGACGACUUCAUCGAUGAUGAUGCGGACAAGCUGGGGUACUUCCCGGGGAAAACGGUCACGCUGCAAAUGCUGCUCGGAGCGAACGUUCUGCAACCCGGCAGGAGUGCAAUGACCAUCGAAUACCUGGGACAAAAGUUUGUCGGAGAUCUGAUGUCGGAUGGGAAGAUCAAAUCGCAGGAAACGGAGACCAUUUUCUGCUCUCCCAGCGCUUGGGCCAUCUACUGCAAGCGCAUCAUCAACCCGGACAAGAAGUCGGGCUGUGGGUGGGCAUCGGUGAAGUACAAGGGCCGCAAGUUGGACGCGUACAAGGCAGCCUACUACCGGAAGCAACAGCAGAAGGAACGCGACCAGAAAGACGACAUCCCGUGUGAAGAUCCGGUGGAAGAGACGGAGGAGGACAAAACGGCGAUGGAACCACCACCAGUGCGGCGGAACAUCGUAUCGCACAACACCAUCAGCAAUCGCAAUAUCAUGCACGACUCAAACACACUCAUCGAAACGGUGCCAUUUACGGCGAUCGGUAAGAUGCAACCAUUCCUCGUGACCGUCAGCACCUCGACACUACUGGUGAUGGACUUUCACUGCCAUCUGACCAACUACGAGGUGUGCGGGUAUCUCGGUGGUACCUGGGACAUCAACGCGCACAACCUCUCCAUCACGCAUGCAUUCCCGUGUCGGAACACGCGGCACGAUCGCGACAAAGCGGCUCUGUGCGAGCUUCAGAUCCAGAAGCUGAUGAUCAAGAAGAAUAUCAAUCUGGUCGGAUGGUACCACUCACAUCCCCGGUUCCCGGUGCAACCGACGUUGCGGGACUGUGACGCCCAACUGGACUAUCAGAUCCGUAUGCGCGGCCCGACGGAGGCCUCCUACAUUCCCUGCAUCGGUUUCAUCUGCUCUCCCUACGAUGAUCACAACAGCGCGCUGGAAUCAAAUGUGAUGUCGUUUUGGGUGAUGCCACCGCCGGAGAACCGCCCGUCGGAGUACGGCCGCCCGAUGCUGAUGUCGUACACGCUCGUGCAGGACGAAACGCUCUCGGAGGACGUGAAGGAAGAGAUGAUGCUGACGGUCGAUUACUACAAGCAGUUUAAGCGCGAGUUGAUCAACUUCCAAUCGAUGUACGCCGGCGACGUGCCGUACAUCGAGAAGUUACGCAAAUCGCUCACACCGCGCUUCCCACGAGAUUCCACGUCCGGUCACUUCUGGAACUGGGUCCGGGAGCUACUCGGACUCGAGCCGGAAGAACUGCCGGAGGUCGUGGUCAUACCGGAUCCACCACCACCAGCACAAUCGCAACUGACCGGCAUCGGAACCGACCACCAACCGUCAAUGGAUGGUUCUGGGUCGAUGAAGAUCAACGACGACGUGACGAUUGUGUCCGCGAGCCAACCACCGGUCGGUCAAUCGCUGCCGGUUGUGGUAAACCUGGAGGAAGGAAGCGUCACGACGGAAGCGAAGAAUGAGGACGACUUUGACGGUGCCUCUGAGAUGGGCGACUCAGACGUGAUCUCCCUGAAGGAUGACGAUGGCAAACCGGCCGCUCCGUCGAUCGCCGUGCCAAGUCUGCAAGCCCAGCUGAAACGCCCAUCAGGCCUCAACAUGACACCAUCGCCGUUGUCCAGCUCCCUCGUGGUGUUACCGACGAAUCUCAGCCAAACGGCGAAUAACGGUGGUGCGCCAUCGGCGGUUCCAACCGCUACCAAUCUCUCCAUGAACAGUGCUCCCGGUAGUGGCACGGGAAUGGCCAACAACCAUCAUCACCAGCAACAUCACACCCAGCAGCAGCAGCAGCAGCAACAGCAACAGCAGGGAGGCAUGGGCUUACCUCUCGGAACAGCAAACUCAUUGGUCACGACGACGAACACGAAUACGUCCUCGCCACGUGACAGUCCAAUCACGAUUCCCUCGAACUCGGCCAGUCCGGCGAAGUUCGAAAUGCCCGUCCGAGCCAGCCCAUCGCCGGCCAAAUCGGACACAUCGUCCUGUCGCAGUCGCACGCGCAACUCUCCAGCUCCCAGUCCCGGCAAGCUGUCGAUCGGAGACAUCCUUGGUAGUGCGGCGGGUGUCGGCGGGAACCGAGGCAGUCCCACGCUUAGCUCACUCAUUGGCCCCGGUGGUGGUGGUGGUGCGGGAGGUGGCGUUGGUGCUGGUGCCGGUAACAUCCACGAUCUGUACGCGGCCACAUUCGCGUCGCUCGGCAGUGCGUUGCCUUCGAAUCUGCUCUCACAGGAUUACGCCGCCCUGUUCGGUGGCCAAGGAGCGAGUGGGCAAGCUGGUGGUGCGGGGAAACAACAACAACGCGGAGACGAGUAUGGUCUGUCGGCUUUAACGGCUCUAGCACAGGUGGCCGCCGCAUCCGGAUUGUCUAAUUCGCAGAUCAACGAAACGCUGCUGCACAGCCUCAACCGCAGCAUGUCGUCGAAGGCGGCCGGAGGUGGUGGUUCUUCGUCCGGUGGUGGUGGAGGAGGCAGUGGACAGGCGGCAUCCACUGUAACAGGUUCAUCGGCAGGUGGUAGCGGUUCAUCGAUGGUAUCCGGAGCAGGAUCAAGUUCGGCCGCGGGUCUUCCACCGAUCCCGAACAUGAAAGAGUUCAUGCAACAGCUCGAGAAGGGUAAUCUCAGUCUGCUGAUGCAGUCGCAAUAUGGCAAUCCGCUGGUGGGAAUGGCAGGAUUGACCUCAGGCCAAGGCACACCUGGAACCGGCGGAACGGGCAGCGGUGGUGGUUCUGGUGGCACUGGAGGCGGCGGAAAAUCAGGCCGUUCCGGUGGUAAAUCAUCCCGAUCGAAGGCAAAUCAGCUGCAGCAACAACAACAGGCAGCAGCAGCAGCGGCAGCAGCCGUGGCAGCUCAGCAACAGCUCCAGCAAGCCCAACAAGCGCUCCUCCAGCACCAAUCGAUGAUGGAGUAUGCCGAUUUCUCGUCCAAGUUCGAUCAAGGCAAGCUGGCUGACCUGAUGAAGUCACCCGAGUACUCGCAGAUGUUGCUCCAGCAAGCGCAAGCCCUCGGAAGCCUUGGCAGCGAAAUCUCGAUCAUCAAAAAGCCGUCCUCUUCGGGCUCUUCGAAGGGUGGUGGUUCCAACGUGAAGGAUUCACACUCCCAGGCCGGCCAGCUGACGGGCAGUGGACAAUCAGGUGGAAGCGGUGGUGGAGGAUCAUCUGGCAACUCGGCGUCGUCAGCCGCCUCCAAAAAGGAAGCGGCCAGCGAGCUGAUCUCGAAGCUACGCACCGUAUUUUCAACCGACGCGUAUUUACCGCCCGUUCCGACAACGGCCGACAUUAACCUGCUGGUGGAGCAAUCGCAGAAGUACCCGGUCGUGCAGCAGAUCCUCAAUUCGGGCAACGUGGACGACAUCCAGGUGUUGCUGAAAGCGCAAUCUCUCUCUAACAACUCGCUCGAUUUUGCAGCCUUCCUUGGACAUACGGGAACCGGCGGUUCAAGUUCUUCCGGUGGCGGUGCCAAUGGAACAGGAGGAGGUCUCAAUCUUGGCGGACUCGGUGGCUCGGAUGGUGGACAAACGGUGUCUUCGAGCAAAUCGUCAUCCUCGGGUGGAAAGGGUGGAUCGAAGGGCGAUAGUAGUGACAUGGCCGCAGCGGCAGCAGCAGCAGCAGCCGCCAUGAAUCCGUAUCUCGCCGUCCCCAACCUGUCGGCGUUGUUUGAACCGAUUCAGCGCAUGAGCGGUGGCGGAUCGGUUGGUUCCGGUGGCAGUAAAUCGGGCGGUAAAGGUGACAAAGCAUCGAAGGCGGCUGCAGCAGCAGCGGCGGCAGCAGCGGCCGCAGCCAUCAGCAGCAGCUCUAUGACCAACCCAGCGGAUAUGUUGAACAGUUUGUUCACGUCGGCUGCCGGUGGAGGAGCUCCCAGUGCCGCGGAUAUGAACGCCCUUCUGUACAGCCAGGCGGCGGCAGCGGCUGCAGCAGCUGGUGGAAAGGGUAGUGCGGCGGAUCUAAAUCUUCUGUUCGGUGGCGGUGCUGCUGGAGGACUUGCGGUCAACUCUUCGAACUCAGCUGCCUCUUCACCGGGAUCGGGCGGACAAGGAUCGGCAGGAGGACAAGGGAGCGGAGCGAAUGGUGGAGGUGCGGGUGGAAAGACGAGCUCAGCAGCGGCCGCCGCAGCCGCUGCCGCCGCCGGACUCGACUAUCUGUCGAUGUUCCCGAAUUUCUCAGCAGCCGCCUCAAAACUGCCCGAUAUGUCGGCUCUCUUCGCGCAGGACAAAUACGAAAUCCCUGACCCACUGUCGAAGGCCACGCUUGAGGCCAACAACAUGUAUCUGGCCCCGUCCGCGUCCCUGCUCAAGCUACACCAGGAAGCGUUCAAUUCGAUGCUGAUGAAACCACCCAAAUCGUCCUCUUCCUCGACGGCAUCCUCGGGCACGGGCAAAAUCGAAACGCCGCCACCACCACCGCCUCCAUCCGGUGCGUCGCUCGUGUCCUCACCCGGUGCCCGUUCCACACCGACAAAAUCGGUCAGUAGCCGUGAAAGUCCAUCGCUCGGUGUCGGUGGUGGUGGAGGAACCGGUUCCAAUUCCUCCAAGUACAACUUCUCCGCGGUAGAUCUGGCCGUUUCGAGUGUGGUACCGUUAGCUGCCAGCUCGCCGAUAUCGUCCGGUGCCUCGGCCGCUGAUUUAUCACGGAAAUCCACCUCCCAGACGCCACCCGUCGAUAUGUCGCGCUCUUCACCGGCCAUGCCGGGUACGGGUGGAAAUGGUGGACCAACCGGAACGACACCACCGGGUAGUGGCGCGAGCAGCAUGAUCCUUCCACCGUACAAGAAGCGCAUGGAGUUUGCAUCGAUCGCUGAUCUCGUGGCGGCACCACCGUCGAAGAUACCGAAGAUGUCGACGGAAAAUCUGGACCCUUGAGCGUGCGUCGGAUCUCGUUGCGAUGGGAGCGCGUGCUGGAAGCAAACGCCACGUGGCGCUAUUUAUUAACACGAGCCUCGUGCGAGCGCGCGUAUCAUGAAUCACCAUUUUGUGUAAGAAUCAUUCACCCAGGGGCAGGAAAAGAGGGCCUGCUGGUGGCCAUGCUUCCCUAAGCGAGUGCAGAGUAGACUUAAUACCGGAAUCUCAGAGAAGAGUGAAUAAUAGCUAGCACAGGAUCGACGGGCAGGGUCUUCCAUGCGUGGGGAAACCAGUGGCAAGCGCGGAAGGCAGGACAUAUGAAAGGGGAACGGAAUGAUUUAGAUAUAUAUAUACAUGCGCAUAUAUAUAUUUUUAGUACACUCUAGCGAUAAUCGAAACGCCAGGUAGAAGAAAAAUGUAUCCAUAGCGGAGAAGCAAGUAGCCAGUAUGGAAGGAGUAAGGAGAAUCGGCAAGAGAAAGAGAAGACGAAGUAGGGAAGCGUUAAAAAACGGUGGAUCCCAACGUACGUUAAUGCCCCUCCAAGGGGAAUCCCCGGUUCGGUGACGCACAUUUUAUUUUUAUUUAAAUAUAAGCACGCCGUUCGAAUGUGGCUUUGCGUCGGGAUCCGGCAUGUGCGAUCCCUCGCAACUGCGAGUGGCUACGGAGAGACCAGGGUCUCGACCCGCCGGCAGUUGCAGCCAUACUGACCGGUUAAGCCAUCGCGAACGCGCGACAAAACAAGUAUUAGAGAAUAACAAUAAAUACCUUCAUAGUAUUUUAU